GUGUCACUUCCUUUCAGCUCAGAGCCAGAAGAAGACAGCAGCAAGCGUAGACAAUCCUGGCAUUCCUGUUUGGGAUAUUUUAUCCCCUUAUUAUAAAUCUAUGACAGUACCUGUCAUACCAACCGAGGAUAAUGGCCAAUCGGAAGAAAGUCAUAGUAACAGGUUUUGAGCCUUUUGGUGAGCAUGCAGUGAACUCUAGCUGGGUGGCAGUGCAGGAACUGGACCGAUUAGGGCUGGGUAAAGCUGUAGACCUUCAUGUGUGUGAAGUGCCUGUUGAAUACCAGGCUGUUCAGGACCUCCUGCCAUCUCUUUGGGAAGAGCACCAGCCACAGUUGGUGGUCCAUGUCGGUGUUUCUGGGUUAGCCACCACUGUCACUCUGGAGCAGUGUGGCCACAACAAGGGCUACAAACGCCUGGACAACUGCAGCUUCUGCCCGGCUUCCCAGUGUUGCAUGGAGAGCGGCCCCGACUGCAUACACUCAGUCGUGGACAUGGAGACAGUCUGCAAAAGGGUCAAUGACUCUGACCUCGGGGUCACUCUAUCUGUAUCUAAGGAUGCUGGAAGAUACCUGUGUGACUACACCUACUACACUUCUCUGUACCUGGGCCAGGGUCACUCUGCCUUCAUCCACGUGCCUCCACUUGGAAAACCCUACAGCAGCGAGGACCUGGGUAGAGCUCUGCAGGCCGCCGUACUGGAGAUGCUGAAAUUUUUGGAACUGGAUCACAAACAUGAGCACUGCAAUCACGAGCAUCAACACCAGCAUGACCACUAAUGACUUAUGACUCAAGAUAGUCAACCAUCAGCUCCUGAAAUGAAUGGCAUUAAUUUUACAUCUGUUGUCGAGAACAGGAGCUUGUGUCAGAAUUUGGUGCUUUGAAAUUGUUAUACCAGUGCCAAUUGUUCACCAUGUGUUGUAUCUUGAAAAUAUUGGAGGUUUUACAGCAUCUGUUUUAUCGUAGGCCGGUCCGGGUCUUUGCAUGUGUGGGUUUGAAUGUGUGUGCAGGAGUAGUGGGCAUCUGUCAGUGUUAGUCAUGUCUCUACAGUUCUGCAGCUGAUAAGGCUGUGAAAAUAGAUGUCAACAACAAUAAUUAUGGACGUAUUAACAUUGUAUCAUGUGAAGAGGAGGAUAAAUGUGAGUGUAUUAAGAUGUAUUAGUAGAACUAAGAAGGUAGUCGUUGAAAAAGUUAUAUAUGAUUAUGAUGACACACUGGGAACAUUUACGGUAACAGUAACCUUUUAAGUCCUUCCUCUGCCUUCUGUGACUCUCACUGUUUUGUAGUUUUUCUGUUUUCUCCACUCUCCAAAGUAUGAUUUUGUUGUAAUUUUGAAAUUAUGCUGCCAUUCCUUCACAUUGCUUGUAUUUGCACCAGAGAAAUGCGAUGACAUUGAAAUGACAGGAACUUGAAGAAAUGUAAAAAUUCACACUUAUAAAGAUUUGUUUAUCUCAGGGAAUAUAUUGCACAUACAAUCGGUCACACAAUUCAUUUGAUCAAUUUAAUGUUUGUCCUGUGUAUGUAGAAAAGCUUUGCCAGGCAAUGCCAGCUUAAGGCUGUGUAUAAUUAAAACACUUCUCACUGGCU
This is a messenger RNA of Centropristis striata (black sea bass), 1584 nucleotides long. It is a transcript of the gene pgpep1, whose product is annotated as pyroglutamyl-peptidase I. The transcript is spliced from 5 exons. Lineage: Eukaryota; Metazoa; Chordata; Actinopteri; Perciformes; Serranidae. Gene Ontology annotation, cellular component: cytosol. Bases 132 to 776 code for a protein of 214 amino acids. The record is from RefSeq and is a predicted model, not a curated record. Gene Ontology annotation, biological process: proteolysis. Gene Ontology annotation, molecular function: pyroglutamyl-peptidase activity.